Candidozyma haemuli is the source of this 1227-nucleotide messenger RNA. RefSeq lists its product as uncharacterized. Gene Ontology annotation, cellular component: cytoplasm. Bases 1 to 1227 code for a protein of 408 amino acids. NCBI's taxonomy places the organism in Eukaryota, Fungi, Ascomycota, Pichiomycetes, Serinales, Metschnikowiaceae. The record is from RefSeq and is a predicted model, not a curated record. The transcript has a single exon.
AUGGACGACGAUAUCCCAGAGCUUGUCACCGAGCUUACUGAAGACUUUGCUACGAAGCCUGAGUAUCUAGCGACAAUCCAAGAUACCAAGGAAUAUGAACAGAAACCGCCCAAGGUCACGUCCAAGAUCCCCAUCACUAUCGUGACAGGCUACUUGGGCUCUGGAAAGUCCACUCUUUUGGAGAUGAUAGGCCGUAAGUCGAAGAAGAGGUUGGCUAUUAUUCUCAAUGAGUUUGGUGAUUCGACUGCUAUAGAGAAAUCCGUUACCAUCAAGGAUUCUGAUAAGAAUGAAAGUGUCCAGGAAUGGCUAGAUCUUGGAAAUGGCUGUCUCUGUUGUUCAGUUAAAGAUAACGGUGUGCUUGCCAUAGAGAACUUGAUAGAGAAUUCUGGUGACAAGAUAGACUACAUUCUUUUGGAGACCACGGGGAUUGCCGACCCAGCGCCAAUCGCUGAGAUGUUCUGGCUAGACGAUGCACUUGCAGCAAGCGUCUACAUUGAUGGUGUUGUGACUGUCAUAGAUGCUGCCAAUAUCAUUCAAUGUCUUAAUGACGUUGGUGGUCACUGGCACAGAGCAAACAAGCAUGUCUUGGAAGAGAACGAUGAAGAAGUGACUCCAGAAAAGAAAGAACAGGAAAGGAAAAUGCUAGAAGAGGGCAUCAGCACAGCUCAUCUUCAGUUGGCCCUCGCCGAUGCUGUCUUGGUCAACAAGAUUGACACAAUUGAAGGGGAUGACGCAAAGCUAGAAGAUAUUUGCGGAAGAGUUCGUCAGAUCAAUUCAUCGUCCCCCAUUCACACUACUUCUUAUGGGGAUAUCGAUUUAGACAAAAUCUUGGACCUACAUGCCUUCGAAGCCUCCAGUGAUAAGCUUGCUAACCUGAUCAGUUUUGCCACUAGCUCAUCGUACCAUGACGACAGAAUUAAGACCUUGACACUUGACUUUCCUUUCUUUGACGACCAAUCUGGGUUCAGCAAGGUAGAGAAGUUUCUCCAGCAUGUACUUUGGGAAAAUGAUGCUAACGGUACAAAUGUGGAAAUCCACAGAACAAAGGGUGUUUUGGUUCACGAUGAUGAUGUUAGAAUUUUGCAGGGUGUCAGAGAUACUUACGAAGUGAUAGAGGGAGGAAGCUUGCACGAAAGCAUAAAAAACAAUAAGAUUGUUUUGAUCGGAAAGGGACUUGAUCACGAUGUAUUGAUGCUGGAGUUGGAAAAGUACAUUCCACUUAAAUAG